Pomacea canaliculata is the source of this 640-nucleotide messenger RNA. RefSeq lists its product as uncharacterized. The record is from RefSeq and is a predicted model, not a curated record. NCBI's taxonomy places the organism in Eukaryota, Metazoa, Mollusca, Gastropoda, Architaenioglossa, Ampullariidae. The transcript has 7 exons. Bases 158 to 574 code for a protein of 138 amino acids. Gene Ontology annotation, molecular function: calcium ion binding.
ACUCGACUUCUUGGUUUUCCUUGCCUACCUUUGCAUUGACAGGAAUCAAAGUGUAAAUUCGGUCCCGCCAUCUACAGACCGUACACACAUCACAACCCAAGUUCUCUUAACUAAGUUGUAUUGCUUCUUCUUCAAACGACUAAUCGGCAAUUUCAUCAUGAAGGUUGUCAUUCUCUCCUGUCUUCUAGCUGCAGUUCUUGGGGCGGACUACGACGAAGAUAAAGCAGGUUUUGACGCUAACGACCUAGACGGUGAUGGGGUUGUACGGCCAGAGGAGCUGCUGACUUCCAUCGAACAAAACGACCUAAACAACGACGGAAUCAUAUCCAUUGAAGAAAUUGCAGCUACUCAGCUACCCGGGACUCCCGAGAUUGUAAUUCAGGGUACUUUCAACUACUACGACAAACUAGAUGGCGCUGCUGACGGCGUGAUCUCUCUGUCCGUUGCUCCUGUGCUGUUUCACAUCUUCGACGCUAACGGUGACGGUGAAAUCACACUUGAUGAAUGGUUUAUUACUCUUCCACAGGUAAACGAUGGCAUCCAAAACGAGAUUAUGGCCUUAUAUACAGCUUAACAGGCUGAUACAUGCAACACCUGACAGAGGAAGGGAGAUGAUGCUUCAGUAACUAUGGCUAUACAA